CUAUCUGAAUUGGUUACACCCCAAGAGUGAAAGCCUAUCAACACGAAGUACUCUGAAUCGACAAAGUGCGUAAGUGACUCAAACUUGUACUUGAGUAAAUGUACUUUGCGAUGACACUCUGUGGUCGAUUGGGGCUGUGAGGAGGCUUUCCAAGAACAGGACGCGUUUGGGUGUAGUCGGUGAUAGACGAAAGUCGAAACCAUCUCGAUCCUCCUCUCACGAUCCUGAACAACGUCCGGUCGUCUCUUUGCCUGCCAGCGGCUGAGCCGAACUGCACAAAAUGGGCAAACUCUACCAGGUCGUGGUGCAUGGACUGAGGGGGGAGAAGAUUACCGUCGACCUGUGCAACACAGAGGAGCAGAUGCAGAGCUGCACAGUGGGACAGCUGAAAGACAGGAUCGUGGAGAAGCUCCCCGGGACCGCAGGCAAGGACGCUUUGCGCUUGAUCUUCACGGACAAGAUGCUGGAAGAUGAUUCUGAUCUGCUGUCUAAAUAUGGAAUCCAGCACAAGUCUGUCAUCCAAAUAGUGGUGAAGGUUCAGGGAGGACUGAGUGCUUGAGAGAACCCAUCUCCUCCUCCUCCUCCUCUUCCUCCUGCCGUCGCCACCUCCGCUGCUGCUUCAUACAAGAUGAACUCCUGACUCCUGACACUGUUUACCAGUCUUAAAUUGUUGCUGUAUGCACUUUACUCAUGUGAUAAUCCUUUAAUGUCCUCCUGCGAGGAGAAAUAAAGCUCCCUGUAACGCCUCA
This is a messenger RNA of Scatophagus argus, 749 nucleotides long. RefSeq lists its product as uncharacterized. Bases 281 to 559 code for a protein of 92 amino acids. The transcript is spliced from 2 exons. Gene Ontology annotation, molecular function: protein binding. Lineage: Eukaryota; Metazoa; Chordata; Actinopteri; Scatophagidae. The record is from RefSeq and is a predicted model, not a curated record.